Messenger RNA from Pieris rapae (cabbage white), 5183 nucleotides. RefSeq names its product lateral signaling target protein 2 homolog. The coding region runs from base 180 to 3269 and encodes 1029 amino acids. The transcript has 15 exons. Gene Ontology annotation, molecular function: metal ion binding. The record is from RefSeq and is a predicted model, not a curated record. NCBI's taxonomy places the organism in Eukaryota, Metazoa, Arthropoda, Insecta, Lepidoptera, Pieridae. Gene Ontology annotation, cellular component: early endosome membrane.
UUUUCAUUCAUCAUUCAGAGUUCAAACGUGAAUAGUAAACGCGUUCCGCUGAACAUGUCCGCUUUCUGUGUUUUUUGACGUAAAUAAUAAAGAAAUUGUUUUGUGCAUUUCAUCUACGUGUUGAAUUUUGGUGAUUGUUAAAUUUUAUCAUGUGUGUGAUUGUGUUGUGAGCUGUUCUUAUGAGGCUGUUGUACAAAACUGGUCCGAUGGAGUCUCUCAGAAAAUGGUUUUACAAACCAAAGAGGGACGACCGUUCGCUGCUAGCGCAGUUUUUCUUCGCUGACGAUGCGUUAAACAUGAUAGCUGCUGAGUUGGAUUCGUUUGAUGGAAGAAAAGACCCAGAGAGGUGCUCCACACUCGUCAACCAACUCCGUCAUGCGCAGGAUCGAGUACUAAACAUAACCAGUCAGAUAAUGGACCAGGUGCUUGGCGACGAGCGGGUGGCGAGGGGUUUCCGUGUCAAAUUCCCAGAGGACGUGUUGCAGGACAAUCUCGCUGGACAGCUUUGGUUCGGUGCUGAGUGUCUGGCAGCCGGUUCCUCAAUAAUGAACCGUGAAGAGGAAUCGGCGGCUAUGCGCCCCUUGGCCAAGGCACUCACGCGCAGUCUGGAGACUGUCCGGUCUCUGCUACGCGAGCAAUGCCUAAGACCACGUGGCCUGGCCUUGCAAGACCACGAUGAUAUGUUGCACGAGAGUCUACGUAUUUUUGACAGAUUGUUUGCCGAGUUUGAGCUAUGCUAUGUCAGUGCAAUGGUUACCGUAAAAACCCCUCACGAAUUCGAAGCUCAGCAGCUCAUUUGUGUGCUAUUCUCUGAGAGCCUUCGAAGGGCGCUCAAACACAAUCUUCUCACUCAGGAACAGGUGGAUUCAUAUGACCCUGCUUUAAUGUUUGCCGUGCCUCGACUAGCUAUUGUCAGCGGUCUACUCAUCUACUCUAGUGGACCACUAUCUAUUGACAAGCCUCCAGAGGAAAUGUCAGACAUGUUCCGUCCAUUCCGCACUUUGCUGCACAAGAUCCGAUCAUUGCUGUGGACUCUCGACCGUCGCGAGCUGAUGGUCUUGGAGAGACUGCUGUGCACUAACGAAGAUGUGUCCUGUUUAGCAGGCUUGGAACUGCCGCCAGUGGAAGACUCGUCGGGUGAUUCGUGCUAUCCUGACAUUGGUGAAUUCGUCUCAAAAUUCUACGCGGAUCAUGCGCACUGCCGAGAUCUAUAUACACAACAAAGUUCCAGCGAAAGAACAAUAACCGACGCGGACUACCUUCCAGACAAUAUUGAGGUUAUGACACCAAUCAUAGACGGACUCAGACGACUAGACGAGGUCACAGACGAAACGGAAGACACAGACAGACACACAGACACAGCGAGCAUAGACACCUUCCAAACUAGCGACACAGAGAGAUCCAGAAAGAUUAGCAGAGACACCGAUCUAUCCUCAAUACGAAACCUAUCAACCAAUGGCCUUAUGACUUUCGACCCACUUCUAAUAAACGCAGUAUCCACAGACAACAGACAAAUACCGGAUCAAGAACUAGUAACAUCACUGAACGAGCAAGUCACCGAAAUCGCAGAUCGAUUAUCGUCAAUCGUUAGUGAUGUGGAGAUUCUCGAUCAGAUGCAUUCGUUCUCAACGAAUGACGUCACAUUGACGGACGAUUCGGAGGCGUUCGGAUUUUCAGGACCUCGGAACGAACAGUUAAGCUGUAUGCCCAGCACUAGUCAUGGAUAUUUGAUACCAAACGCGAUAAGCCAAGAGCCCGUCGUCCUAGCAUCAUUAUCGCAUAAUAAUUCCGCUGUUUUUAACCAGGAUGAUGAAAAUACGCCAAACGAUUUACUGAUGAUGCCAGAUUUGGAAGCGGAAAUUGUAAAUACUAAUAUAAGCAUAGCUAACGUUAAUUUGAGCUCAUUGUUACUAACAAAUGAGGAAUUUAGGAACAUAAUAGAAGAUGAAAGCGAAGAUAAUGCUAGUUUUCAUUCAGCGAAAGAAGACGAUAGGGUUAAAUUUAUUCUAGGAUAUGAGAGUGAUCACGAAUCGCCAGUCGAUUCUGGCGUAAGCACAGAAAACACUAGUCUGGACAGAUCGCCAGAUGCCGACCAGAAUAAAAAGAAUAAUUUUAUUGAAAACAGGGUGAAUGAAGAGUUCAAUGUUAAUAUUAAUUAUAAGGAAUGUGACGAACAGAAAAAUGAAGCUGGAUCGUCAGAAAUUGUGAUAGAUAGGCUGAAUGGGGAGAGUUCUAGUGUAAAUAAUUGCAAUAACGAAGAUGAGUUUAGGACAAUAGAAGAAGUUAUUACAGAAUUACGAAGACAAAGAAUAUCAGAUAAGAAUCUAAACACGGUGGUAGAGGAGGUUACAGAACCCACAAACUCUUCUAAAAAUACGAGUAGGAAGAAGAGAAAGAGUGGCGGGAAGAGUAAAAAGAAGAAAUGGUCUCCCAGUAUGGUCACUUUGGACAGUAGACACGCGCAAAAUGCACCGCUCAAAUUGAAUUUGGACCACUUUGUUGAUGAAAGCGGCACAUCAUGCGGCACCUCGGAAUGCGCAGACGACGAACAAAUAGCGUUAGCUUUGCAGGCGCAAGAGUUGGCUGCCAGACAUCAAGCUAGAGCAAAGUUCAAAUCUAGUGAAGAUUUAAUCCAUCGUCUGUUCGUCUGUAUCGCUGGCGUAGCUGAUCAGUUGCAGACAAACUUUGCGGCAGACUUACGGAACAUAUUAAAAGCCGUGUUCCUUAUGAAUCAGACCAACGAUGCACCACCAGAAAAGGAGGAACCACCCGCAAUCGAAUACCAGCCGACUGAGGACCAAGUCAUACAAAAUGGUAGUUCAUUUGACAGUGUAUAUUCGGCAGAAGAAGUAUAUGCAGAUAGCAAUUCUGAUUCGCCCUCAGAAAGCCAUAUUGAGAGAAGAAAUACUGUUAAUUCCACUAUUAAUGAGGCCGUUAAUGAGAGCAGACGGAAAUCUGAUGCUGGGAACCUACAAGGAUCUGUCUCUACCGGUGAUCUCACUUUAAGCGGUAGAGAAGAAAGCGUUCUAGUAGAGCGUGCACCGGAGUGGGUUCCAGAUAUUGCGGCGGCUUCUUGUAUGCGUUGCACCGCACAUUUCACCGCCUUUAGACGACGCCAUCACUGCCGAAAUUGCGGCAAAGUAUUCUGUGCGUCAUGCAGUUCAAAUUCAAUACCUCUACCACGUUAUGGGCAAAUGAAGCCGGUACGUGUCUGCGAAGAAUGUUUCCAGGAUAUCGCAAGGAAUUGUAGACGGACAUCGUAUCGGUGAAACUGUUUUUGUUAUACUGUGGUCACGUUUAAAGCCAUAGUGGACGAUACCAAUGUAAAAUUGAAUAUCAGGAAUAAAUACAGUGUCAUAUGCAUAUCUGUUAAAGGUGAUUUACUAUCAAAUACUCAGAAUUUUUGAGCAAUUAUGACUUAAAGCAGCGAAUAAAAUGAUAAAAAAUCUUGAAAUUUUCGUAAUUUUUAGAUAGAUUAGUUUAUUUUGCUAAUAUCGAUUGAAAAAGGAUUAGUUAUUUUAAUAAAGUUAAUUGCAAAGGUAACGUUACGUUACCUAUACGUUACGUUACGUAUACGUUAGUGUUUAAUGGUAAUAUCACGCAAAUGGACACGGCAACGUAUAAUUAUGGAAAAUGUUCUUUAUAUUGGUUUCUUCCUGUAAUUAUAUUUUAGAAACAUAGUAAUGUAUAAGAAAUUGCCACAGACAAACCUGGUUCAACCUGUGCCUGAUAUGUUUGUAUUGUCUCUGUUGCAAGCAUCACAUUUUAAAUUCGCUCAAUAUUUUUUUUUGUUAAUUAAACUUGCAAUAACUAUUUAUGGGGUCGACUCUGAUCUUGGCACAUGUUUUCUAGGACCAAAAAAAAUAAUAAUAAUGCGUUUGAAUUAGUAAAAAUAAUAAUGAUUAAAGAGAAUAUAACGGUUUUAUUUAACUUAGUUAUUCACAAAAUAAAGAAAUUUCAAAUAUUGUAAAAAUCUUAUGGUGAUAAUUUAAUUCCACGCCUUCUACAAUAGCUUCCUUUUGACUUUAAAUCUUCGUCGUACGUAAGAUUAAUCUUCAAGAGUUUUCGCUAAGUCACGACAAUAUGAAGAGUUAGUACUGGCAUAUUAAAACAAAUAUAAUUUAAUUAUCACCGGCCGUACUCAGAGUCUUCCAUUAAAUUAUCUCUCAUAAUACAUUUAUCGAAGUUUAAACGUAAAAGACUGAUUAAAGGAAGCACGACAGAGGAAAACGUUUUAGCUUUCAAUUUGAAUUUCUAUUUUACUAAAUGGCUGUUUAAUGAUCGAUUCUGAGUAGUGCCGACAGUACAUAUGUUUUGAGGACCUUUUUGAAAUCGCUUGUUACCAUGGUAACUAAUUUUACUUGGAAAAAUAUUGAAACACUGGUAACACGAUAGUAUGGGAAGAUUUUUGAGUCGCGUCUUACCGCUAAGUACGCCUUCCAUGUGUCAAAUCUAAUGAGUCUGAAGAUCAUAUGUAAUGUAUCUUUAUUAUUUUUUAAUUCGUCAAAUUGUGUUUACUUUAUGAUGAAAAGAGAGAAAAAGAAAUUGCUUAACUUCUUACCUUUGACGAAGAUUUAAGUUUUAAUUUCCCUUUUUGACUGAUAAACGAUUCAAGGUAUUUUAAGUUAGGUAGCUCUCUAAUGCUUAAUUUAACCGUAGGUUUAUCGACGUGUUUAACUAAAUUUUGGUUUUAAAAUAAAAUAUUAAAUUGUCAAUAGACUCGGGAGUGUAUGCUUUUUCGCCAUAAAAGUUGACGAUAAAAAAGUGUACAAUUUGGCACAAUGACUUAGUACGUAUUGGUGUCCCGCUCGUAGCCCAAACAUAAGAACAGGACCACAAUACUUUUCAAUUUACUGUUUCUGAAUUGGUAUAAAAAAAUGUAUAAUGUACAAAAUUUUCUAAAAUAAUUGAUUAGGAAUUCCUCCUGGUCGGUUUUUUUUAAAUUUUUAUACAUUAUACAAAAUGACGUUGAAUAGAUCUAUUUUAAGUACGAAUGUUUAUAUUUUUAGCAAUAAUCGUUAAAAAAAUUAUAUUCCAUACAUUUUUAUAACCGAUUAGUAUAGUUAGUGUAAGAUUUAAUGUAAAUUUUGUAAGAUAAUGUACCCCUACAUUCGCUUUUGUAUAAUAAGAGGUACGUGAUAUCAAGAUACUGUUAAAAUGUAAAAUAAAUUUCUUAUAGAUUA